Bradysia coprophila is the source of this 4829-nucleotide messenger RNA. RefSeq names its product speckle type BTB/POZ protein (gene gprs). Gene Ontology annotation, molecular function: protein binding. The record is from RefSeq and is a predicted model, not a curated record. Lineage: Eukaryota; Metazoa; Arthropoda; Insecta; Diptera; Sciaridae.
GUUGCAUCUACAGAAUUGGUAAGACGUGUUAUCAGAAGCAGAAUCCUAGAAAUUGUUUAUUUAGUUGACAAAUUUGUUAAUAUUCGUUUUGAAAAUAGUUAUAAAAGUGCCUGGUAGUGUACAAAAUUUCAAUAUUCAAUUGAUUUCGCUUGGAUACAUUAUUGUUUCUUUAGUCAAACUGAAAAAACAAACUGUGCAAAAUAUGGUAGUGGCAUCUGAUCAAUGGAAAUUUUUUUCAGUGACUGUGUUUUACUGAACUUUCUGUUGCAAUAUUUGGUGUUCAAUUAAUUCAGUUUACACAAUCUCACAAACUUGAUGUGAAUAUAAUAAUCUGUUGCUGAAAAUCUGUGAAAGAAAGCUAUACACUUUAAAUUACGUCGAGACGACACAAAAGCUUUUCCACUUGAAAGAAUCAAUUUUAAGGCGUGACCUUCAACAAAAUAUACUGACUGCAACAGCAAAAAUGCCGGAAGUUUUGACAUUAUCAGGGCUCGCCGAUGCGGAGCCAGAUUAUACAACAUUUGAAAAUAAGACUGGACUGGCUGAAGACAUGAAGUUUUUAGCAUCUAUGCCUGAGUUGUGCGAUGUAACGUUUUUGGUUGGUGAUACCAGAGAGCCAGUAUGUGCCGUGAAGGCAGUUCUGGCAUCUCGUUCACGAGUCUUCCAAAAGAUGCUGUAUCAAGCUCCAUCACCGCAACGCAAGAAAGAUCCUCCGCCUCGAGAAAAUAAACUUCGUUUGUUCUUGAAACGAUCCUCCGAGCCAUUGUUGAAUCUCCAAAAUGCUGCCCAACAGCCAUCGGGCCAGCAACAUCAAACGCUAAUCAUUGAAGAAUUUGAACCAGAUGUAUUUCGUCAAUUGAUUGAAUACAUUCAUACCGGUUGCGUAACUCUUCAGCCUCGCACAUUGUUAGGUGUGAUGAAUGCAGCCGAUUAUUAUGGUUUGGAGGAAUUGCGUAAAGCUUGUGCCGGUUUCGUUCAAUGUUGCAUAAACGUUGAUACAGUAUGUGCGUUAUUAGCAUCAGCUGAAAGAUAUAUUCAGUACAAAUGCACAAAGAGCUUGGUACAAAAAGUCUUGGAAUUCGUUGACGAGCAUGGAAACGAGGUGUUGAAUUUGGGUAGUUUUACAUUGUUGCCACAGCAUGUUGUUAGAUUAAUUUUAGCUAGGGAAGAGUUGCGGGCAGAUGAGUUUACCAAAUUUCAGGCCGCUCUUAUGUGGAGUAAAAAAUAUUGUGACAACAAUCCUAACAUACCGCUAAAAGAGGUAAUCGGAAAUUUUCUGGAAUACAUUCAAUUCCAUAAAAUUCCUGCCAACGUUUUGAUGCGUGAAAUUCAUCCAUUGGGACUGGUACCAUAUGCGAUCAUUAUGAACGCAUUAGCGUAUCAGGCAGACCCAGCAUCUGUCGACCCAGGAAAGUUAUCACCAAACUCUAGUCGAGUAAGACAUCCACAUUCCAAACACCAUCAACCGAAAAUCCGAAAAGCCAAAUCACAAAGUUUCCGCACACGUCGAUCACCAUCUGAGCGAAGAAGCCCCAAUUCCUUCAUACCAUUUCAAGGGCCGUUGAAUUUGAAUGACAAACGAAGAAGUCCCAACUCUCAGAAGAGUCCCGGCAGCUUAUCGCAACAAGAAAGUAAAAGUCCAGGAAGUUCAUCGUCAAAAAGUCCAUUUUCUUUGUCGCGACAAGGAACACUGAGAUCCUCACAUCGUCGAAAGAACAGUAUGGGCACAUCGUUGAAUUUGAAUCCACCGGGCCGUCGGAGUCCAGCUCCCUUAAGUCCACAGGGACGGCGGAGUCCUGGUUUCCUCACGGCAGAUGGAAUGCGAAGUCCAAUUGAAUUCUCAGGUCUGGGACCACUGGAUAGAAAAUCACCUACAAGUCUUUUUCCCGAGCGUCUCAGCCCGACGUCUAACAUUCAAAUACAAGGCCGGCGAAGUCCAAUAGGGUUUUAUGAGUCUGAUAGAAGAAGUCCAACGUCAACAGUUCAUGUUCAAGAUAGAAAGAGCCCAACCAUAAAUGGUUUAGAUGAUGGAAGGCGAAGUCCUACCGUUCAAGUACAAGGUCGUAGAAGCCCUAUUGGAUUCUCUCAAGGACUUAUAACAUGUAUUCCAAUCGUCACACCUACCGACAAACGUAGCCCAAUGGGAAAUAUGCAAAUUCCACCGAUAACAGUUUCAAACAGCGAAAUGUCUUGGGCUCAUAUAUCAGAGACGUGCGUGAGCGUUGAUAAAACCGACAAGUCACCGGCAACGACUGAGGAGAAACCACCGUCUCCAGUACAGGAGCGUAAAGAGCGAAGCGUUAUUAGAGAAAUAAUCGCAUUCGUCCGUAAACCAUCGAAAAAAACGCCACCUACAACAGCGACGACCAGAACUGGACGAUUUGCGAACGCCUUCUCUCGUGCAGAAUCAGGUUCAGCAUCACCAUUGCUGAGACAGAGCACAUUUUCGAGUUCUCCGGCUGCGUCAAGUCGUGCUGCCAAAUCUGCCGUCACGAAACAAAUGUCUCUUCAAAGCAAAGUCUUAGAUUUUCCAUCCACAUCGGAGUCAAAAAUGUCCUUAAAGUUGCUGAAUUCCAAAAUGUCGUUAAGACUACGACGCACUACAACCGAUGACAAAAAGAAGAAAUCAAGCGGUGACGAAAUGAGCGAUAUGGAAAGUAGCGAUUCAAAAACAGAGUCGAGCAGUGCUUUAUUUGAAUUAGAAAAUGUAAGAUUUGAAAAGGUUGGGGAAUCGUAUAUAAAACAUGACAAAAUACGCGAAGAAACUUUAGAAGAUGCUAGUCCUAGUCCAGUUCAAGUAGUCGCGUUGUCAGAGCAGCUAGACUGUAAAACUGAAUCUGAGCACGAUGGAAACAAAAAUAUGGACAGAAAUGUUGAGCUUUUGAAAGAGUCUUUAGGUCCGUUCUUUGGUAAACCGCCGGAACCAAUUUAUGCCAAUUUACUAGAAAUACAAGGCGAGAAGAGUAACGAUCUACAAAUCCAAUGUCCAACAUUUGAGAUAAUGCCACCGUCACGACGAUCGUCUUUCGAUCCACCUCGAUCACCAUUCCUCGAAAAUUUGAAAAGUCCUUGUGACACAGACACUGAAUUGAUGCAUCUGAAUCGACUAGAUUCAGCUGGCGAUAGCUUCGAAAUGGUUGACACGGACCGGAAUCGCGAAUCCAGUUUCGAAAGUCGUUACCCAUCGUCAAGUUAUACCAGUUUCGAUAUUUCAAGAUAUCAGUCGACGAGUUACGAAGAUCAAACGUCGAGUUUCGAAAUUAUCGAUAUGGACAAUCCCAGAGGAAGCAUUGAUCAAAAGUCUCCGAUUGAUCUACGCAAAUCAUCGAUUGAACUCGUGAAUAUUGAAACAUUUCAGAGGUCAGAAAAUGCUGGCCGAAAAUCAUCCCUAGAAACACAUUUCGAGUAUCAAGGACCAGCCAGUCUGUCCACACCGAAAACUAAAAAGCAAAUUUCAGAACCGAAUCGCUGUAGAGACUGUUUUCCUAAUACAUUGGGCAUGCGAACACAUUACUCUGCGCCGAACCGGCCGAGAAGUCCGUUAUCUGCACAAACCUCGUCAAACUACAGUUCGCGAGACAGCUACGACUCUGGCUUUGAAUUUCUCAGCCAUUCUCGGACUUCACACUGUAAUUCAGAACUGAAGAGUCCAUUCUCCGAUAAAUCCAAACAACAUUUCCCGUUGACAGUCAAACAAAGUCCCGAUACCCGUUCAUUCCUCUGUACUGAUCAAAGAUGUGCCUCCAUAUUUGAACCACGUCCUGGACGUGUCACUGCUUCACAGUUAAUACCGAGCUCAAACGAAUUCGAACCGCCAUCUCCACGUAGAGCGGCAAGCGCUUCGCCGAAGCACACAUUCACAUUUCGAAUUGUUCUGAAAAAGGUGGAUAGUUCUCCAGAUGCCAUUUGUCCGUCAGCUGAACGGCGACGUAGUAGAGAUCGAAACGAAAGAUUACGACGUAGAGAUAGUCGCAAGAAGCGAAUGUUGGACAGCGGAAAAAGUUUCUAGACGCACGAUUAUUUCAACCAAGAAAUUUACAUAUGUUUUUCCCUUGUCGUUUUAAUUCAUAUUAUUCAUUCCCAUGACGUAUCACUAUCGAUGUUUCUACAUUAAUUAUUGUUUUUACAAUCCAUUACCGGAUUAAAUACAUAAAAUAUCGAUUCGAAUCUUAUAUAGCAUAGACAUUAAAUCAAUAAAAAUGACAAUCCAAUUUAUGUUUCGCACAUCUAAUUUAAGACAAAAAGUAAACGUUCCGUGUGGGAGAUUAACAUUCCCUCAUAGCAAUAAAGAAAAAUGAUAAAAAAAAAUUCAAAUGCAUUCGAUUUUUUAAUCACCGAGGAUGUGGUUCGGCAGAGUGAGUGAUGGGAAAGCGAAAUUAUUUUCUCAUUAAAAAUUAAUGUUUGCCGUAAUUUCAUUGAAAAAUAGGAAUUAGGUGACUCGGUGAUUAACGCGUUAAUCGGGUCAAGGAAGUUACGUAAACAAAAUUAAACUGAAGUUGAAAAUUCGUUCAUAGAGACAUCUUUAGAUCAGAGUAUUGGAAAAUGUAUUUCCCUAAAUAUUUGUAUAACCAGCCAUAUCAACAAAUACUUAGAUUAUACUGAUCGUUGCGACGCCCGUUUUCAAACAUUAAAUGAAAAAUAUUCUAAUAAUCACCCUUGUGUACUUAUCGUUAAAAAAUAUAUUUAAAAAAUAAAUUUAUUCAAAGGAAAAAGUCUCUUUAAAAAGCUCAAUUUAACCAUAGAAUAACCUCAUUUACGAUAAUUGUAAAUUGUUAAAACAAAAAUGAUCAUGAGAAUAUUUACCAAAAGUAUUUUAUCAAAUGUUAAAA